Molecule: messenger RNA, 1806 nt
Organism: Schistocerca americana (American grasshopper)
Lineage: Eukaryota; Metazoa; Arthropoda; Insecta; Orthoptera; Acrididae
Exons: 5
Coding region: 1-1806 (601 amino acids)
Cellular component (GO): cytoplasm; cornified envelope
Source: RefSeq, a predicted model, not a curated record
AUGGCGGAUGCUAUUUGUGUGGAGGCUGACGGCGAUGCUUUGGACACCAACUGCUCUAAAGGUGCCGACGUCACUUGUGUCAUGCCUGAUGAGACUUGUGUUGUAGAUGGGGACGUGGCGGGAGAUGCCACGUGUGUUGCAGCUGCUGGUUCAAGUUGUGUUGUGGAUGGCAAUACGGCUGGACACUCCAGUUGUGUUGUGGCCUCCUUGGCCACUCCUGUUGUGGCUGGUGACGCGGCUGGUGCAACCACUUGUGGUGCAGCUGCUCGUUCAAGUGGUACUGUGGAUGGUGACGCGGGUGGAGACGCCUCUUCUCUUGUGGCUUCUGCUGGCUCUCCUCCUGUGUCCGGCAACGUGGCUGGCGAUACCUGCAGCGUUGCAGUGGGCGACGUGGCUGGUGACGCCGCUGUUGUAGCUAAUGCUGGCUCCUCUGGCAGCAGGACUGGUGACAGAACGCAUGUUGUGUCUGGCAGCAGGACUGGUGGCACAGUGAGUGCUGAAUCGGGCAGCAGGACUGGUGACACAGCGUGUGCUGAAUCGGGCAGCAGGACUGGUGGCACAGUGUGUGGUGAAUCGGGCAGCAGGACUGGUAGCACAGUGAGUGCUGAAUCCGGCAGCAGGACUGGUGGCACAGUGUGUUCUGAAUCGGGCAGCAGGACUGGUGACACAGCGUGUGCUGAAUCCGGCAGCGGGACUGGUGGCACAGUGAGUGCUGAAUCCGGCAGCAGGUCUGGUGGCACAGCGAGUGCUGUAUGUGGCAACAAGAUUGGUGCCUUGAUGGGUGUUGUAUCUGGCAACAGGACUGGUGAUAGGAUGCAUGCUGUAGCAGGCAAUGGGGAUGCUGGCAGCAGGACUGGUGACAGAACGCGUGUUGUGUCUGGCAGCAGGACUGGUGGCACAGUGUGUGCUGAAUCGGGCAGCAGGACUGGUGACACAGCGUGUGCUGAAUCGGGCAGCGGGACUGGGGGCACAGUGUGUGCUGAAUCGGGCAGCAGGACUGGUGACACAGCGUGUGCUGAAUCCGGCAGCAGGACUGGUGGUACAGUGUGUUCUGAAUCGGGCAGCAGGACUGGUGACACAGCGUGUGCUGAAUCCGGCAGCAGGACUGGUGACACAGCGUGUGCUGAAUCGGGCAGCAGGACUGGUGACACAGUGUGUGCUGAAUCCGGCAGCAGCACUGGUGACACAGCGUGUGCUGAAUCGGGCAGCAGGACUGGUGGCACAGUGUGUGCUGAAUCGGGCAGCGGGACUGGUGACACAGCGUGUGCUGAAUCCGGCAGCAGGACUGGUGAUACUGCGUGUGCUGUAUCUGGCAACAGUGUUGGUGCCUUGAUGGGUGUUGUAUCUGGCAACAGGAUUGGUGCCUUGAUGGGUGUUGUAUCUGGCAACAGGACUGGUGACAGGAUGCAUGCUGUAGCAGGUGCCGACGUCACUUGUGUCAUGCCUGAUGAGACAUGUGUUGUAGAUGGAGACGUGGCGGGAGAUGGCAUGUGUGUUGGAGCUGCUGGUUCAAGUUGUGUUGUGGAUGGCAAUACGGCUGGACACUCCAGUUGUGUUGUGGCCUCCUUGGCCACUCCUGUUGUGGCUGGUGACGCGGCUGGUGCAACCACUUGUGGUGCAGCUGGUCGUUCAAGUGGUACUGUGGAUGGUGACGCAGGUGGAGACGCCUCUUCUCUUGUGGCUUCUGCUGGCUCUCCUCCUGUGUCCGGCAACGUGGCUGGCGAUACCUGCAGUGUAGCAGUGGGCGGCGUGGCUGGUGACGCCGCUGUUGUAGCUAAUGCUGGCUCCUGUGAGAAAAAGAUAUAA